AUGUUUUCUACAAUACAUCACUUCAAUCGUUCAUCUUGGUGUUCCCACCUAUGUUUAUUUUAUGGUAAUCGAAUUUCCUUACCUAUAACCAAUCAACAACCACAAUCCUUUUUAAGUUCAUAUGUUGCUAGCAAACCAAGGAAAUCUUUCAAGUUGGUGACCUUGAUUUCUGAACCAUAUGCUUCACAUGACGCUUGGCAUCCAACUAUACCCCCUCCACCUGAAUCAGGUCCUGCAGGUUGUUGCACAUGGUCAAGUGUAUUUUCCGAUUCUAUUUCAAAACCAAUCAUUAUUGAUGUACGAAGUCCUGAUGAAUUUAAUGAAGAUCACAUUCACGGAGCAAUAAAUCUUCCUGUUUUAAAUAAUGAAGAAAGAGCAAUCGUUGGCCGUUUAUACAAUCAAGUUGAUCGUAUUCAAGCUCGCCUUUAUGGUGCAUCUUUGGUCUGUGCUAAUAUUAGUCGUUGUUUGAAAGAACUUUCUUAUCAAUAUGGUUUACAACUAGACAAUUCGGUUCCUGUAAAUCAUCACUCUAAUGGAAACAGAAAAAUUGUAAAAUAUCCCGAUUUUUUUAUUUAUUGUUGGCGUGGAGGUCAAAGAUCUAAUUCUUUAGCAACUAUAUUAUCUGAAGUAGGCUGGCCGGGUAAUAUAUAUACACUUGUUGGUGGAUAUCGUUCUUGGCGUAGACUUCUACUUCGCCAGUUGGAUGCAUGGCCUCGUUGGUCUAUACUAAGUCCGUUUUGGGUCAUAUCUGGUCUUACUGGUUCCGGGAAAUCUUUAAUACUUCAAGAGUUACACGAUCAUGGUGAAACCGUUUUCGAUUUAGAAGCUUUGGCUAAACAUAAAGGUUCAAUGUUUGGUGGUGAUUGUGUAUUAUCAAAUAGUGACACUAGCGAUCAUCAAAGCUCUACCAAUAAAGGUAGUCAACAAAAGUUUUUUGAAUCUCAACUUCAUCAUGUAAUGAUGACAAAUAAGCAUCGAUUGUCAUCCUGCAAAAAUAUUUUAUGGAUCGAAUGCGAAUCACGGCAUAUUGGACCAGUUUGUGGGUUAUCUGAUGGUUUAUGGUCACGAUUAAGAUCUACAGAUCCAAAUGUUGGCACCCAUCGAUUAUGGAUUGAUAUUACAGAAGAAGCAAGAGUUGCUUGGAUUUUAGAAAAUUAUUCUAUUGUUACUCGGAACGUUCCAAAAGUUCUAGCUAUUCUCAAAAGUUUAAAUGAAUAUAUACCAGAUAAAUUGAUUAAUCAGUGGACUGAAAUGGUACAUCGUGAAGAUUUCACCAGUUUUGUAACCGGUUUACUUCGACAUCAUUAUGAUCCAUUGUAUUUAAAAAAUCGUCGUCAUAUAAUCGAAGAUGCUAAAAAGAAUGGUUUAUUCCAUCGUAUCUCUCUUCAUAGUGUUGACAGAACAACUAUACAAACAAAAAUUAUACCACAGAUAUUGGAUUUAGCAUAUACUACAAGUUCUUCUGAUGUACAACAAAAUCAGUUACCUAAAAGUCAUAUGGCUAUUUAAACUUUUGCAUUUUUCUUUUGUAUCUUUAUUCAUAUGAAACAUAUUUCAUGUCUUGUUUAUAACUAAUAUUAACACAGAAUUGAGUAGCUUCAGUAUUUUUGAUAUGGUUUAUAUCAUUCUAUUUAACUGUAUAUAAUGGAAAUACAAAAUGUACACUUGCAUGUAUAGAACAUUACCAUAGUUAUUCAUAAUGAGUUAGUUUAUGCACAAAAUGCAGUUAGAAUCUUUUUUUUUGGGGGGGGGUAUCUUUAUUUGUAAGGAUUAAACCAAAUAUAAGUUCUGGACAGAAAUUCAAUUUUCAUUUUUUUAUUGUUGUUGCAUGUUUAGGUAUGUGUCUGUUACAGAUUUGUUUGAAUUAUGCUAUUUAUAAUUAAAGUUAGUUGAGACGUUUGAAAAGAACUAAAUGUAAAGAUGUAUACAUUCGUAGACUGCCCUGGUACAUCCGAGAGUGAGGAGAGUCCGCUCUC
Molecule: messenger RNA, 1976 nt
Organism: Schistosoma mattheei
Lineage: Eukaryota; Metazoa; Platyhelminthes; Trematoda; Strigeidida; Schistosomatidae
Source: the annotation of a GenBank genome assembly